Messenger RNA from Anolis carolinensis (green anole), 5011 nucleotides. RefSeq names its product transmembrane protein 127 (gene tmem127). Bases 297 to 1013 code for a protein of 238 amino acids. Gene Ontology annotation, cellular component: membrane. The transcript is spliced from 4 exons. The record is from RefSeq and is a predicted model, not a curated record. Lineage: Eukaryota; Metazoa; Chordata; Lepidosauria; Squamata; Anolidae. Gene Ontology annotation, biological process: negative regulation of TOR signaling; negative regulation of cell population proliferation.
UGGUGACGUCACGCGCACGCUCUCGGCGGAAGGAAGGCGGAAACGGAAGCGCUCGUUGGGCUCUUCGGGACCGGAAGGGCCGGGCUGAGGAGAAAGAGCGGCGAGAGGCCCCGAUGGCCGGGCUUCGAGGCCCCUGAGGCGGCGCAGGGACCGAGGCCUCCUGCUUUCUCCGGACCUGGACCUAAACACAUCGACAAGACCUUGCUCAAGGCCUCGCUGCAAUCUCAAGUGCUUCCGGACGCAAUCGUACCCCUUUAGACUAUUUGCCUUGAGCUCGGAAGGGAUCGCCUGGCCCCAUGUACACCCCUAGUGGUUCGGUGCUGCCCGGAGGGCGCCGGCGGAGAGGCCAGGAUGGCAGCGCCUUGCCAAAGCAGCCGGAGAGGAGCCUGGCUUCGGCUUUGCCUGGCGCCCUCUCCAUCACGGCUCUUUGCACUGCGCUGGCAGAGCCUGCCUGGCUACGGAUUCAUGGUGGCACUUGCAUGCGCCAGGAGCUGGGUGUCGCUGAUGUGCUUGGAUAUGUUGACCCCGAGUUACUCAAAGACUACUGCAUGAACCCCCAGACAGUGCUGCUGCUUCGGGUCAUUGCCGCUUUCUGCUUCUUGGGAAUCGUCUGCAGCCUUUCGGCCUUCCUCUUGGAUGUAUUUGGACCCAAACAUCCUGCACUGAAGAUCACGCGGCGUUACGCUUUCGCUCACAUUCUCACAGUCUUGCAAUGCGCCACAGUGAUUGGGUUCUGCUACUGGGCCUCGGAGCUGAUCCUGGCGCAGCAGCAGCAGCACAAAAAAUACCACGGCUCCCAGGUGUACGUCACCUUCGCCGUCAGCUUCUACCUGGUGGCUGGGGCGGGCGGGGCCUCCAUCCUGGCCACGGCGGCCAACCUGCUGCGCCACUACCCCACCGAAGAAGAGGAGCAGGCCUUGGAGCUCCUCUCGGAGAUGGAGGAGAACGAACCUUACCCGGCAGAGUACGAAGUGAUCAACCAGUUCCAGCCUCCUCCGGCCUACACGCCGUAACGCCUCCGGGAAAGCGUUCCCUGCCCAGCCUGACCCUUGAGUUGGAACAGUCCACAGUUGCUUGGGAAGGUAUUCCCUCACCCCAGAGCCACUCACUGGUGCUUUCCCCCUCACUCUUGCAACCUCCUGGUUGGGAGAAGAUUCGCUCGAAAGGGUUGCCCACACAGGAGCACACACCUCCGAGGCAGGUAGAUGGAUGAACUUUUUCUUCCCCAAGUCCCUUCUGUGAUGUACCGAAAUAAUUGACCGACAUGAGCCCACUUUCCUGUGACUCUGCAAACUUCUUGUUCUUUGGGUGCGCUCUUGUGCGAGACAAAAAUGUUUUGGGACGGGGUGGGGCAUCUUGUCUCAUACGUGAAAGAGGCGCCAUGCCUGCAUCUUGACGGAGCAGGAGGGACUAGGGGCUCCACUGUUUUCGUCUUUUAACAAGAUCCUUCAGACUGGGAUCUGCACACUCAGAAGUGGUGAGUUCAACAGUCCUGCACAGCUCAUUCUUCUUUUCACCUGCUUUUCCUCAGCUCUUUUGGGGGAAUGUGACUCUUAUCGAUACUUACACCUGGUUGGGCUCCUUAUUUAGCACAUCUGAAGGUGUGGCUCCUUCGCUAUGCACUGGUCGGUGCGGCAGGGCGGCAGGAGGGCGUCUAUUUUUAUUGACUCCAUGUGCUUCCCGAAAGGGACACGGCCAGCUUGCUUGCCACCAUUGUUUCAUCCACGCCCACAUUCUGCCUCAUGCUACUUAACGGAAGCAUUUUGCACUUUAUUUGUCGUUCUCACCGCCCCUUCCUUUCCUCUCUAACCAUUUAUGGGGAACUGGGAGCGGGGGACAAACAAAACUUGGCAGAACCAGCUUGAGGACGUUGCCACUACUGACUUUCUCUUUGAUAGAUCGGAGCAUCUUUUAACUUAAAGAAACAAGGCCUUUGUAAGGGCUGCAAUUCCGGUUGGCACCCACCCACAUAUGGCAAAUGUAUAAGCAGCCCCUCAAGAUACUGAGGACAGAAAGCUGUCACCGGUGUUAAGACGAUAUGCAAAUAACCCGGUUUCAGGCUUGGGUUGAAUUAAUUUUAUCUGUUUACAUCUAUUUUUUCUAUUUACUUUUCUAGCCGCAAAACAAUUAUUUCUAGCCACAUUCUCACAUCAUCCUAAGCCAUGGGUUCUGUUAGCCGUGACUUGUUAUUGCUUUAGCCAUGAGUGACCAACUAACAAUUUGGGUCUGUAUUUCUCCUGCUUUGCCUGACCAAUCAUGUUUCGAAAGCCAGGGAUAGGCUGCAUUUCUGGAUAAAGUAGUGACAAGCCUUGGCUUAAAGAAACUAGAGUUUGUAAUCCAAUAAUGAUGGUGACGGGUUGCUUGCUUAGAUACAUUUGGAGACAAUAAGCCAAAAAGAACACAGCAAACCACAACUUGGAUUGCCAUUAUUUAUCAAUCUGACCAGUUUUUAAUACAGAGAUUCUUCUGAAAGCUUUGGCUAGUGAUUAAAAGAGUGUCUCAAGAGUAUUCUAUUAUUCAAGGAAAACAUGACUGAUUUCCCUUUUCUCUUUUCAUAGAGAGGGAAAUCUGCUUAGAAAAAGCUGGAAAUGUUCCCUGUACUCUCUAAAGUUGGUUUUUGUUGACUGCAAGGGAGGGCUUUUAUGGCAUGUAAAGCAUGAGAGAAAGAGAGGUUGGAUAGGUUUUAUUUAAGGAGGGAAACUGACAUAUGACAAAAACUGACAACUAGAAAAAGUUUAAAAAAUCAUUUUAUUUUAAAGCGCACCUGUUUGUUCAGAUAUGACACAUAACGCUUUGAAGGACGCUUGCUCUUCUAGCAUUGUGAAGCUAUACCCUGGGGGUAUCCUUGUCUUUCACAUCUAUAUUUGAAGUAUACCAGUGUUUCCACUUUUCACCAUUCUUAAGCAAAGGAAUUCAUCUGCAGUGUUGUCUACCAAGGUUCCCAAGUGAUAGGUAUGUUCAAUUAGGUAAGCUGUUGGGGGAAGGAUGAAUCCUUUCUGCCUUCAACAACAUCCAGAAGUUUCAAAGUCUUUGUUGGUGUGGUGGACCAUAGGUUUUAGCUCGGGCAUGGGCCAACUUUGGCACCCCAUGCGUUUUGGACUUCAAUUCCCACAAUUCCGAUAUUAGGAAUUAUGGGAGUUAAGUCCAAAAUACCUGGAGGGCCGAAGUUGGCCCAUGCCUGCUUUAGCUGGAUUCUGGAGAGGCAUCAGAUGAAAUAGAAACAUCUGUAGAAAUGAUACAGCUGGAUUACCUGGAGGCUCUCCAGUUGUUUGGACAUACAACUCUAUACAAGCCCUAUUCAGAUUGUCCAAUGGUUAGGAAUUCUGGGAGUUGAAGUCCAAAACAGUUUGGAGAGCUACAGUUUGAAAAAGCCUGCUGUAUAGCUUUGGUCUAACUAAAAACAACAGCUAUGCAGGAGUUCAAGCAGACUUUUAAUCCACUCUAGUCUCAUUUUUCUUUCAUCCUGGCCAUCCUUUCCAAAUGUUCACAAAGCCUUUGCGAGAAGAGAUGUUGGCUGUAAAUAGUGUGCAUAUAAUGAUCCUUUCUCUACCUAAUUUCUGAUCUUUUGAGUCCCAAAGAGGCGGACGUGGAGCCUGGGGAUGCGUCCUGGUCGCUCUCUUCUCUGGCAGGGCCUCCAUGUGCCAAAAAGGGAUCCGAACCUCUCUCCUAAACCAAGGAAGGGGACUGGACCGAAUCUGGUGUCCCUGCGAUCUGUGUACUUGGUUACUGCGACCAUUUUUAGACAUUGAGCAUAAAUUUGUCAAGCACUGUUGAUGAUUAAAAACCCAUCUGUAAAAUCUUGCAUUCAUUUUUCUACCAAAAAAAAAAAAAAACCACCCACAAUAAAACAAGGAUGUAAAUAGUCUCUGUUGGGUAUUUCCAGUUGUGCUUGCAAAAUAAAUUGGUCAGUUCUGUGCACGGCUCCCUCCAUUCAAAACCAUUCACCAAGCUUGCUUUUUCCCAGUAACCAAAUGCCACUGUCUUGCAUGUACAUAGAAAUCUGCUUCUUAAAUUUUGAACAACAGUCAUGCCUAUACAGGGUCCGUAUCAACUAGUCCUCAGUCUGUUGAUCUGCUUUCUGCCUUUUUUUCCUCCAUCAAGGCUAAUGCAUGACAAAGAAAAAGAAUAUAAGAUCUCUUAUUGAUAAAGGCUGAGGAUAGGCAAGGAAAUCACAAUAAGGAGAUGCAUUUUCCUUAUCCUUUUGCAGUACUGGUCUGAAUGGAAAUUUCUUACGGCUGCUCUGGCCUUUGCUGAGGAAUAAUGGGAGUUGAAACUCAACAGCAUCCACAAGGCUACAACUUUCCAGGUCUUAAUAUAUAAUACUAAUAUGUGUGUGUUUUAUAGAGGAGAUAAAAGUAUUGCUUCUUGCAAUCUCAAUUUGGAAGAGCAGGAAAGUCCUAGCUUUAGUUGUCAAUACAGAGUGUUCUUGGAGGUCCAAAAGCAGCGAUGAAAUGUUCUUACAACAGAACAAUGCUUAGCAGUAUCUUUUUCUCCUUUUAAUAUUUAUUUGGGGGGAGAGAAAGCUGUUUUGUACUGGAAACAAUUGCCUUUUAUCGGCUGGUGCGAUUUGGGUUGCUCUGCCUUAGCCAGCUCAGCUUCUUGGAUGAAAGAAUAUCGUUUCAGAGCAAAACACUGGGCUUUUUUGUUCUCAAAACACUUGACCCUGUUUGCUAGCAAUUAAAAUAAAACCAGUUUAUUUCUCAUCUGAACAUCAGAGGGUUCAGGGAGAGGAUGGCAAAACUGUGCAAUUCUUAUCGAUCACUGGCUUAUUCAUAGAAAUUGACAUAGAUGCCAGUAAAAGGCAAAGUCCCUGGCCUUUUACACAACUAAGAUUUGCUCACUGUUCUUAAGGGUAGUAUCUAAAAAAAGUAAUUCUUUCUGAACCAACCAAUCAUUCUUAAUAUACUCUUAUAUGUUUUUGCACUUCUGUGAAGAUGCUGUUUCGAGGAGCCUGAUGGAAGAGAGAUGUUUCUUUAAGGUACCUUCACACUUAAUAAAAACUGCCACUUAC